AUGGAUGAUGAUAACGAUAUUGAUACAGAAGUAAAUUCAUUUGGUGAGGAAAGUGAUUUAAUAAUUAGUAAUACCUUGAAUUUAGAUGCAGAUGUAUUCAUUAAUAAUUUAGACAAAAUUAUUGAGGAUAGUUUGGAAGAGAAUUUAGAGGGAGAACGAAAUAUUCAAAAUGUAGUUGAAAAAGAAAAUGACAUUAAUAUAGAAUGGGAUCCAAUUGCUGAAGCUGAAAAAAUAGUUAAUUCUAUAAGUUACGGAGUUUCAAAAAUUACGGAAAUUAUGGAAAUUGCAGAAUUAAUGGAAAUUUUGGCAAAAUUCAGAAGUUACGGAAGUUUGGGCAGAAUUUCAAAAUUUAACUCUAAAAGGCGAAAUAUUUCGCCAAUCAAAAAACAGUUUCGCUAG
Messenger RNA from Funneliformis mosseae, 399 nucleotides. The record is from the annotation of a GenBank genome assembly. NCBI's taxonomy places the organism in Eukaryota, Fungi, Glomeromycota, Glomeromycetes, Glomerales, Glomeraceae.